Molecule: messenger RNA, 504 nt
Organism: Prorocentrum cordatum
Lineage: Eukaryota; Dinophyceae; Prorocentrales; Prorocentraceae
Source: the annotation of a GenBank genome assembly
GGUGCCGCUCCGACGCGGGGCGGCUGCUGCAGGACCUCCGCGGGCGCCAUGGCGCCGUGGCGCGCCUGCGGCAUGCCACUAGGCGGCCUUGGGCCGCACGCCGGAACGCCGCCGGCGAGCUCCCACGAGGACUUCUUGUUCGGCUCCGCGGCUCCGGGUCACGAGCACGGCGUGGCCAGCGCGGCGGCCAGCAGCUUUCUCGGAGCUGAUCAGAGCGCCCACCAUGCGCCGGGCACGGACAGCAUGCAUGUCUCGAUGGCGGGCAUCGGCAUCGCCAGUGGGCUGCGCUCUGCACGCAUGGCGCUGAUGGUCACGGGCGGCAUGUGCAACAAGCUGUUCGGCUUGGGGAUGAUGGGCGUCCUGGUGUACCAGUGCGUGAAGUCGGAGAGGGACCGGGAGGCGCUGCUGCAGAGGCAGCGGCAGAGCGAGCGCCAGCCAGAGUUGGUGAGAGGGGUUGCGAAGCGCUACGGCAGCGUGCAGUCGGCAUCCCAGGCCAUGGAAUGA